UCCUAUUUUAAAAAAAAGUUUUUUUUUUCUUUUAAGGCGGCAGUUGAAGAUUAAGAUAAUUCUUGGUUUUCUAGAAACUGCUAGUUGAGAUUUCCUUUCCAACAAUACUUCUGAAGCACAGAUAAAAUGGCUUCCUGCCUGACAGUUUCCUGUAUCCAUGGCAACCUCAUUUUAACUGCUUCUUACUUAGUUUCCUGAAUGAACAGUUGCAAAUCCAGGGGCAAAAUGUGAGAGCUGUGUUACACAGCAGUAUCACUUUUCCAAGCGUUUCGCAGAUGGGUAUUGUCAGCUGGUAACAGCCUAGCAAACUGCAAAACAAUGAAAGAACAGAAAUAAUGAACUUCAGAUUUGGGCAAAGUCAGAAAUGAGUGAGAAGGCCAAAGACAGGGAUAUGUGUGGACUACAAAGUUUUUCACCCUGCACAGGAGCAUUCCUGCAUCUCCUUAGUGGCUUACUUUUGUUGCUGCUCCAGAAGGAGGUUCUUGGCUGUCCAGCUGUUUGCCAGCUCUGCACAGGGAGGCAAGUUACCUGUCGUAACUUGGGUCUUUCAAGCAUUCCUCGGAACUUCCCUAAAACUACAAUUCUUGUAUACUUCAGUGGGAAUAAUAUAUCACAUGUCAUUCCAAAUGAAUUAACAGGCCUUCAGAAACUUGCUGCACUUUACAUGGAUAAUUCCAGUAUUUCAUAUGUACACCCAAAAGCUUUUGUGGAUCUUCCUAAACUUUGCUACUUGCAUCUAAAUAACAAUAAUAUUAAACGCCUGGAUCCAGGAAUUUUUGAAGGUCUUUCCAGUCUUCAUUAUUUAUACCUUCAGAAUAAUCAAAUAGCUUUUGUUUCCCGAGGAUUAUUUAGUGAUCUCCUUUCUGUUAGAUAUUUAACACUUCAAAGAAAUCGUCUCAGUAUCCUUGGAAGUGGAACUUUCUUAGGAAUGAGAAAUCUUCGAACACUUAACCUAGCCAAUAAUAAGAUUUCACGGAUAUCAUAUGCAGCAUUUUGUCAUCUUGAAAAUCUUGUAUACUUGUUCCUUGAAGGUAACAACUUAACACUUGUGCCAUCAAAUGCCAUCGGAAGGCUCAGAAAUCUUGAAAGACUUUCCUUAUCUCACAAUCCUAUUAGAUCAAUACAGCAUUUUGCAUUUAAAGGACUUAACAAGCUUAGAUAUCUGUCUUUAAAAAGUGUAAAGCUAAAACAUAUUGCUGUAAAUGGAUUUUUUGGAUUAAGCAACCUGAAUCAGUUAAUCUUAAGUUAUAACGAUUUAGAAAAUAUAAAUUCCAGCACUUUUACUUCUUUGAACAGUUUAAGGUAUCUGCAGUUAGACCGAAAUAAAAUAACAAGUAUUGGUGACAAUGCCUUUGAAAAAAUGGGGCAGUCACUUAAAAUCCUCAAUUUAGCUUUUAAUAAUAUUACAGAAUUGCAACCUAAAGUGCUUAAACCCUUAGUGUCUUUAACUCAUCUACACAUAAAUUAUAAUCCAUGGAACUGUAGCUGCAAAAUGCUUGGGUUACUUAAGUGGCUGGCAUCGUCUCCCAUUUCUGUUAAAAUUCUUUGUCAGAAUCCUCUCAGCAUGCGUGGCAGACCUUUGCAUUACAUCAAGUGGACUCUGUUUGCAAACUGCAGUAGCCUCACUGCCAGCCCAGAAGGAGCCUGGAAUCUAGAAUCUGCAGAUACCCAUCACAACCCUACCACUUUGCUGAUGGCAUGGCAUAAGGGAAACAGGCGCAGUCCAUUUGAGCAGUUUAUUAAGGCAGAUACGAAAUACAUUACUCUCUGGGAAGGAACUGCAGUUACAUCUGCUAGCCCUUUACCUCACGGAGAAAACACUGCUGCUGAAACUCCUUCACAGGCACCUACAGUGCUAUCAGUUUUACCAGUACAAAUACCAGCACAGAUUAUACCUGUUACUGGAACCAUAGAAGUAAAAAGUUUGUUUCCAACAGAUGCUGCUCCUGUAUCAUUACAGACAUCCGUACUUUGUACACAACAGGUUGAAAAGCUGAAUCAGGCCUUUGAUGUUUUGCUGUCCUUUUUCGUUCUGGCUUGUGCUGUGAUCUUGUUCCUAACCUACAAAAUCAUUCACUUCAGACAGAAACUGAAAGUGCUGGAAAACUCAGGGGAGAAACGAAUAGAAUAUUACGGUUUUUAUCAACCUGGCAGAUACAACAUAAAUGACACAGUGCAGUCUCUAACUGAGAAUUCAGUGGGAGAUUCAGAACUGGACCAAAUUAGGCUGCUCAAGCGAACAGCAUCUGAAAGUCAGGCACAGGUCAUAUUGUUUGAACAUUCAUCAUUGUAAUUUACCUCCGUUGAUUUGAUGUUAAUUUUACUCCAAUCUGGAAUGUCAAGAAGUCAAGAAUUUGAUUUUCUAAAAAAAAAAAAAAAAAAACAGCUGAUUAAUAGAAUUGUGAAAAAUAGUGUAAUUUGGAUUUAUUUGCUUUCUCAGUGUUCUGAAGUUCAUUGAUUUUUAUUAAAUGUCAUUUAAAAUGAUAUGGAUUAUCUAUGUUCCUGUUGUAGGGUUCUUUGAACCUGUAGCGCAAGUAUGUGUUCAGUGGAGAGAAUGUUCAUAUAAUUUAUUUUGCAGUACUUAUGGAUAUUAAGUUUCUGGAGUAAUUACAUAGCUAACUUGAAAUUAAAGUUAACUAGAUCAUGAAGCCAAGAAAGCCGGGGAAUGAAAAGAGAGCAAUGCUUAAUGUAUUUAUUGCGUACACAGUUUCCUGUUCUCAGUCUGUAUAACGGCUGUAUUAAAAUGUGAUUUUUAAUAGUCUGUAUUUGUAUCAUUUUAUGGUCAUAACUAUUAGGAGUUAAUAUGGAAGCUAAAUAUGGGAUUCAAAAAUUGAUAACGUUUGUAAUAUCUCUGAUAACGGAAGUGGUUCAUUAUUGUCUGUAAAAAGAUAACGUCAUCUUUUGUUUGAGGGAGUCUUUGGCUAGAUGAGGGGUAUAAACUGGAGAAAUCUAUUGAGGAUACUUAAGUAUUUGUAUAUUUUGAAGUGUUAGAUCAAAACAUGUAUUCUUAGAGAAGACUACAUUCUAGGAUUGUGCUUGAAAUGAUGGAUAUUAUGCAAACCAUGUAGUUUGCAUUUGUUAAAACUUUUUCAUUUUUAUUUACAAUAUUGAUGUGUGGGGAUGCUGUAGGGUUUCUGGCUCCAGCCAGACUUCUGCCAGCGUAGCUAAUGUGCAUGGCCAUGUUGUUGCACUCCCUGUCACCCCGUUUGUCUGUUUCCAGUGUGUUUCCAGGGAUGACAAGAUAUUUUCUGCUGCCAGUACAAAUGUAGACCUUGCCUGUACUAUUACAGGUGUGAAUGUGGAAGUCUAUACUGUGUGCCUCUGUUGUUGCUUGCUAUGUCUUUCUAUUGGAUAUAACAAAAUCUAAGUUUUGUUGAGAUUUACUUUCAUUGUGUUGUAGUGCUGUAUUUUACUCUAAUUUAAUGUAUAAUAGGUGAACUAUUUCUGUCUUAUGGAACACUUAAUUCUGCUCGUGGGGCAAAAGCUUAAACUGUUUUGAGUUUCGUGACUAGAAACUUUGUUUUAUAUAUACCUUUAUAGCCAUAAAUAUUAAAUGUAGUGUGGUUUUUUUGUUUGUUUGUUUUUUAAGGGGAGAAAAUGUUAAUUACUCUCAAAUUCUUACUUAAUUUUUUAACUCCGAUACAGUGCUUUACUCCUUAUCUAACCCCUUUUAAUCCCUUCUACAUAAUUGGUUGUGGCAAGUUCAUUGGGCAUUUUUGUGUUUUGAGGUUGUUUUUGUUUUCAUUUGGUAACAGCUGUACUGUGUGUAAUUCUUCAGUAGUCAGUUUGGUAGUCUUAAGUUCUUUAUCUGUUAGCUUUCAAUUUUAUAUGGCUGUCUUCAGAAGUAAUGGACUUUAUUAGCACCUGAGUGAUUCUAGUCAAAACUAAUUAACUAGGUUUUCUUAACUAGUGAUGCUGAUAUGCCCAUGUGAGAGAAGAUUUCAUGGGGAGUGGGUAGAGGCUGAGGCAGAACAAACCCAAUUCUCAAACCUGGGAGGCUGCAUUCUCCUUAGCUGUUCUCAGCAGAAGACCACAGUUCCCUCUGAAAGUGUUUCCUUUUCACUGGCAAGCUUCUGUAGGAAUCAUCUUCCAGAUGUGUGUUCUAUCAUUUCCAGUGAUAGAGUCUAAAUGAAAUUGAUACUGGCAGCAUGAUCUCUGUAAGUGUUGCUGGGACAGUCAAAGCCAUCUUAUGGAGAGGAGUCAUCCUCCAAUAACCAACUUGUAAAAAACUUCCAGCUUUGCUGUACAAAGAAAUUGAGGGGUGUAACUGUGGGAAAGUGCAGUUUUUGUUUGGCACUUAGUAACUGCCAAGUUAAAUGUUCACACUAGGAAACAGGAAUAUUGUGUCUUUGUGUGCUUCAUAUGUCUGUUUAAAUCACUGGAGAAUAGAGAAUUCAGAAGUUUCAGUAGUGCCUGCCUACAUGAAGCAAAGUGUCUAUAGACUUCCACUUAGUCACAGUCCCUUAUUAGAUUCUCUUUGUGAAGCUCAUUAUCAAGUUUACGGUCAGCCAUAGGAUUCCCCUGGAAAUGCUGUCUGAGAUGUGUCGUUAUCAUUUUAGGAGCUCCAUAGCACUGCACAGCGUCUGGAGGAGAAAAAAAAUAAACAUUUACAUUGCUCAUAGCAUGUAUAAAGUAAACUCAAUUUGUCCCCUUCAAUCUCUUUCCAUUGCUAAUGAAAUAAGAAUAAAUAAUUAAUCUGUCUUGAAUUAACACCAGUAAAGAUAUGAAGCUUGUCCCUUUUUCUAAUUUUGCUGCUUCAUCCUGGCAAAAGAGAAAAUCUCUGCUUUUCUACUGCUUCCUUUUAAUGUCUAGAAGAGAAAGGUAUGUCUGCAAGUAGGUAUGCUUGCCAAUAAGAAUGUUUUCUCCCUUUCUGAUAGACCAAGAAAGAUGUAUAGGAGACAGGAAGACGACUUUAUUUACAUACUACUAGCAAUUUGUUAUCAUUGCUCUUGUGAUUACAAAAAUAAGGUCUUAACUGCAUCUUUGGAACUGGAUCCUGGACUGGUUUAAAUCCUAACUAGCAACUUCAUACAAGCUGUAAACCUCUAAUUCCAGUCCUGUCUCUUGAUAAUUCUUGAUAGGUACCGAACUAGGUUUUGUCCUCAUACUUAAAGGACCCUGGGGGAGUUACAAAAUCAGUUAUAACUUUUUGCUGUUACUUGUUAUCCUGCUGACCUUGAUUAGAUGCAAUUGAAAGGUGGAACUGCUUAAAUGCUGCCUUCAUCCUGAGCUGAGGUUUUUUGUAUGGACAGUAUUAACUGUUCGGUUUUGUAAUGAAAGGUCAGCAAAAUAUGGUGUCCCUUUCUUUUCUGAAGCCACUCUUAAGAACAGCAUGUUUCUUAAAACAACCAGUCUAAUUUUAGACUUCUAAAAAGAGAUUUCCUUGAUUUGCAAGGCUCUUUCCCUUUCUUCCAUGAAAAUGACACCUAAUAUCUCAUUGUGUUGCUGCUGAACUUUAGCCCAAGUUUUUUUUGGUUGUGGUUUUGUUUUUUUCAAAUCACUGUAAACAUAUGCUGCCUUUAUUUCCCCCCAGCAUAUGUCUUACAUUCUAAAAAUAGUUCUAUUGUUUAAUGAUUUUGGACUUGAUAAAUGUUUCAGGGAGUGUCCGAUAGGAAGAAACUGUGUCUCCUUUCAAGAGAAAAAGGAGAGGAAGGGAAAAAAGAUGGUUUUAUCUUCACUGAAAAUUGCAGGUAGCUGUUAGGUUAUUUUGAAAGGCCAUCUGUAUUCUGUGACACUGCUUUCCUCAGGAAAAUUACCAUUACAUUUCUAUUAUUCACUUCAAAAGUAGUAAAAUAACAUCUCUAUUUUAUGCUAUAAGAUAAUAGCAUUUUCAAGUAAAGAAAACUCUGAUUUUUCAGCAUGCUUUGCAGUUAAUUGUCAGGAGCUGUAUUUGGAAUUUUUAGCCGCCUUCUUCAGUUUCUUCUGAAUAUAUCACAGAUCACUGGAUACACAAGUUAACUGAAAAGGGCUUCCCUCCCUUUGUGCUUUUCCUAUUAGUCUGCAAGCCUGGCGUAGAGGAAAAAGAAAAAAAAAAAAAGAAGUUAAUGAGCACAGUGCUUACUUUUUUAUAUUUUGGUUAAUUAACAUAACCCCCUUGUAUAGAUUGACCAUAAUUAGCACUUCCAGCAGAAGAAAAGGCUGUGCCUACUUUAGGUUAAACAUUUUUCUCUCUUCUCUCCCCUCCAAGUAAAAUUAUGCAGUUCCUCUGGCAAUUAGGCGUUCUUCAUGUGGCUUGAAAGGAACAAAUUCAGCUACCAGGUAGCUGAUAGAACUAUGCUAUUAAUUAAAAUGCUGCAUACUUACAGAGCGUAGCGUACUCCUCCGAGAUGGAGUGUUCUUGGUUGAAUUCCCCACAUCCUCUUCAAAAGGAAUGUGAGGACAGCUGUUUCCUUUCUUACAAUGGAAAAUACCAACCACGCUAUUGGGGAUUUUCCUAGAUGUAUGUUAUUAAAGGAAAAAAAAUGAAGUAUGAGGAAAAACAGCUCUAAUGAAGGUAGGUAUGCUUUGUAGGAAUCUAACUCAACUGAAGAAAUUCUUAACUCUGAGGGCUUAUUCUGCAGUCUGCUUAACAGGCAGUGCUCAAUUUUUUUAGGUUGUUUGCUUUCUGCUUUGGAUGAGGUAGGGAAGCUGUUUGGCAAGGGACAAAGUCUUUUCUAAAAUGUAAGUGGCAACAAUAAGAGGCCAGACUGAAGGAGAAUUCCAUCAGUUUUCAUCCCUGAAAGUGCUGGAGUUUCAGCUUUCAGCAUUCAAAUAUAGUUCUAUUCCUGGCAAUUGACCAUAGCUGAAUAAAAUUUAUGAAAAAUUUUCAC
Molecule: messenger RNA, 6809 nt
Organism: Phasianus colchicus (ring-necked pheasant)
Lineage: Eukaryota; Metazoa; Chordata; Aves; Galliformes; Phasianidae
Gene: LRRC70
Product: leucine rich repeat containing 70
Biological process (GO): axonogenesis; positive regulation of synapse assembly
Molecular function (GO): protein binding
Source: RefSeq, a predicted model, not a curated record